AUGACCCCCGUUUACCCAGAGUGCAUUACCGAGGACAUUCUUGUAACUGGCCACCUGAUAAACGACCUGAUAAACACCCCCGUAACGGUGCCUGAUUACCGGAUCCAGACCGCCAUCGACCAGCUGGCAGCCGAGAUGGAGGUGACCUUCAAGAAGCCAGUCGCGCACACCACCGCGUCCAACUGGUACAAGAGGUGGCUGGCAACUGACCGCAAGGCCUUCAACAGCAACACAGUGCACAACAUGCGGUCGGUCUCACUCCCUCCGGCCAUCUACGCCUUCGUAAAGCAGUGGAUCCUGGAGCUCAUUGACACUGGCUCCCAGGUGAACUCGGCGACGCUGCAGCCGUACAUCACUGCUGGGCUCAAGUGUAAGGGCUAUGGCUUCCUUCUUGCUGAUGCCCCUGGUGGUGCCGGCACGUUCAAGGUCAGCCGGUCCUGGAUCCGCAAGGUGUGCCGCCAGAUGAACCUGUCGCACCGCGCCGCCACGUCUGCUGCCCAGAAGCUGCCAGAUCAGUGGGAGCAGGUGCUGCAGCUGUUUGUGUACCAGGUGGCAUACCUGACCUGGAAGCACAAGAUCCCGCCCCAGCUGGUGAUUAACGGCGACCAGACGGGCUGCAACAUGUUCCCCGCCAGCCGCAACAUCUAUACCCAGAUCGGAACACGCCACGUGCGGGUGCUGGGGCUUGAGGACAAGCAGCAGAUUAUGGUCAUGGUGGCCUGCUCUGCCUCAGGCGACAUGCUUCCCCUCAAGGUGGUCUUCCAGCCCUAUGUCACACGUGUAAAGAAGGAGCUGGGACUGCCCGAGAACCACCCCUGGCUCCUGAUGCUGGACUGCUGGCACGUGCACCUGACGGAGGACUUCCAGGACUUUAUCAAAGCGCAGAUCCCGGGCGUCUUCAUCAAGUAUGUGCCCGCCAACUGCACCUCGAAGGCUCAGCCAUGUGAUGUUGGCAUCCAGAAGCCCUUCAAGGACGGCACCCGUGAGACCGCCAUGCUCACCGUGCAGGAAACUGUACGGCAGGAGUUCAACAAGGGCAGGAGUUCAACAAGGGCAUCGCACCGGAGGAUGUUGUCCUGA
Messenger RNA from Volvox carteri f. nagariensis, 1080 nucleotides. RefSeq lists its product as uncharacterized. NCBI's taxonomy places the organism in Eukaryota, Viridiplantae, Chlorophyta, Chlorophyceae, Chlamydomonadales, Volvocaceae. The record is from RefSeq and is a predicted model, not a curated record. Gene Ontology annotation, cellular component: nucleus. The coding region runs from base 1 to 1080 and encodes 359 amino acids. Gene Ontology annotation, molecular function: DNA binding. The transcript has 6 exons.